GGGUGGUGAAGAAAAUUUGUAGUCGAGUUACAAUCUGUGUGGAAGAGAAAUGACGUGUUGCACAGAAGAAGAGGUUGUGUGUUUGGGUAGGCUGCCGCCGAGAGGGGCAGGGUGUGAGUGAGCAUGCUCUGUUUGGACUGACAUUGGAUGCCGGCUUAGCUCCUCUGUCCUGCACGAACACACCCAGCCGCAGUGACACCUAGCACACUCCAGGGGACAGAGAGAACAUGGCUUGAAUAAGAGAGCACAGAGGAGGGAAAAGUCAGCGGGAGAGAGAGACUUUGUCCGGGACUUUCCCUUCUGUCCCCCUCUUGCGAGCUGCUCUGUUCUUCCCAGCAGGAAACAGGGCUUUGUGUUCUAAUCAGUAAAGGGAGUUUUUUUUUCCAAGCAACUCUUCUACACGACUAAAUAUUAGUUUUUUAAUACACAAGUCAUUCUUUUGUGAUUGGAAUUUUUCUAUUUUUCUUUUUUUGCUGCAAAACUUCCAUUUGGGGAAAUGGUCUUGGAAGAGGAUAUGUCUGUGAAAAGCUGCAGCGCUCCAAGCUCUACACUUCCUGAAUAUUUGGCAGCAGGAGAAACAAAGGUCCCAGUGGCCGGGAGCAGCCGGGGAGUGGCGGGUUGACCACACACACUGGCAGACUGCUCUCGGACUAAUGCAAGCCUUUCAGAAGGUCCCCACAUUUCAAGAGAAGACGAAAGCCUUACUUGGAAAUCUUAUGGACGAAGAAAUGAGUCGCCAGACUGCCACCGCGCUGCCCACAGGAACCUCCAAGUGCCCCCCCUCCCAGCGCGUGCCCACCCUGUCGGGCACCACAGCCUCCAACAGUGACCUGGCCAGUCUGUUCGAGUGCCCUGUCUGCUUCGACUAUGUCCUCCCCCCCAUCCUGCAGUGUCAGUCCGGGCACCUGGUAUGUUCCAACUGCCGGCCCAAGCUCACCUGCUGCCCGACCUGCCGAGGUCCCCUGGGCUCCAUCAGGAACCUGGCCAUGGAGAAGGUGGCCAACUCGGUCCUCUUCCCCUGCAAGUACGCCUCGUCGGGCUGCGAGGUCACGCUGCCCCACACCGACAAGACGGAGCACGAGGAGCUGUGCGAGUUCCGGCCGUACUCCUGCCCCUGCCCCGGCGCCUCCUGCAAGUGGCAGGGCUCCCUGGACGCCGUCAUGCCUCACCUGAUGCACCAGCACAAGUCCAUCACCACACUGCAGGGGGAGGACAUUGUGUUCCUGGCCACGGACAUCAACCUCCCCGGGGCGGUGGACUGGGUGAUGAUGCAGUCGUGCUUCGGCUUCCACUUCAUGCUGGUGCUGGAGAAGCAGGAGAAGUACGACGGCCACCAGCAGUUCUUCGCCAUCGUGCAGCUCAUCGGAACUCGCAAGCAGGCGGAGAACUUCGCCUACCGGCUGGAGCUCAACGGGCACCGGCGCCGCCUGACCUGGGAGGCCACGCCGCGCUCCAUCCACGAGGGCAUCGCCACGGCCAUCAUGAACAGCGACUGCCUGGUGUUCGACACGUCCAUCGCGCAGCUGUUCGCCGAGAACGGCAACCUGGGCAUCAACGUCACCAUCUCCAUGUGCUAAGAACCUUUUUUGAAGAGCAGAGGGUCAAACAGUUACAGAUUGUCACGGGGCAUUUUUUUAGGGGGUCAAAUAAGUUGUGACCUCACAGCGCCCCGCCCCUCUCUGCCCCACCCCUAGAGACGUGGAACUGGACUGUCAGAUCGGGCAGCCGUGGAGGCCCAGGGGGUGGGUGGGAUGGAUGGAUGAGUGGAUGGAUGGUUGGAUGGAUGAAUGAGUGAAGGAAUAAUAAACACAAGGACAUAACUGCGAUGAUGGUUAUAGACUUUGACACAAACACACAAACUUGUAUGUGAGACUCGUGCACGCUCACGCUGUCUCGUCCUCUCGGUCUUACACACAGACACAAACUGAGAAGCUGUUAACUCCUCAACCUUCUCAUUCCUCCGGUCACGUCUCCCUGGGAGUGAGUUCCACCACUCAUGGUUCGGUGUCGCUCUCUUUCUCCUCUUCCUCAUCCUCACACAUUUCACACGCUGCAGGACGCCGGAGGCCGCUCGCCGCUGAGCAGCUCUGUGAACUCUAGCUUCAUCGUGGACUCCCGGUCAGGGCUAGGCAGCUCGCCAGCGGUCUAGCUUCUUUCUGUUAGUGAUCCCCGCCCCCCCCCCCCCACCCUUGUGGCCAUCGGACCUCCUGGUUACCGUUAAACUAAGUAGGACCGGAACCACGGCUCUGGCUUGUGCUGGACCCCAGAGUCCAGCGUUUGGAUUCUGAAGUCCACCUGUGACACUGAUGCUGCGACUGGAAUCGUCAGCCACAGGCCGGGACCACUGAGGCCCCCCCACGGGUCUGUCCAGGACCCAGACCUUUGAUCGGCAUCGAAGGUCCCUGGAGCCUCCUCACGGCCCCCCCCCCAACACACACACACACACACACACACACACACACACACACACACACACACACACACACACACACACACACACAGGCUAACGGUUGUGCAUUGGACCGUCGUCCCAGUUAUUAGUCUGCUCUCAUACUGUAGGUUUCAUGACGUCAGCCCUGGGUUUUUUCUUGAAUCUUUAUUUUCACAGGACACAUCAGUGGAGUCCUGACACUCACACACACACUAAAGUCUCUGUGUAACAGGCCGUGUGUUGGUGUGUGUGUAUACAGGUGUUACAGCGAACUGAGUGUGUGUCUGAGAAGGAGAGGAAGUUUUUUUUGUUUUAGUUUUUCACAGCGAGGAGAAGAGGAAACACUGCAUUUCAGUUGAUUCAAAGUUUGUUUUUUCCGGGUUUAUUGUUAAGUCUGUUUCUUUUAAUUAUUUUAGUUCAGUUUUUUUUGUAUGAGAGGAGAGAAGAACGCCUGAUGUGUGUCUUUGUGAGUCUGUGUGUGUACGUAUGUGUGUAGGUGAGUCGGACAUUUGGCAUGAAGCCUGCUCACUUUCUCCCUUUCCUCUUCCGAGACUCUUCUUUCCUUUCUCCUUCCUCCUCCUCCUCCUCCUCCUCUCACUCCUUCGCCGGCGUCGGCCUCAACCACUGACUGACUGAUCACCCAACCAGGAACGAGGGACAGUUUCUACCGUUACAAUGUUGCUAUUGUUAUUAUUAAAUGGAGAUUAUCAUAAUUAUCAUUUUUGUAAUGACUUUUAAAAACAAAGUUAAAAGGCAGUUGUAAAACUUGUGGCUAAACUUCAGUGUUUGUAGUUAAAAAGCAAGUUGUGUCGUUCUUCUGAAGGUUUGUGUUUUUCUUUCCCCUCUUACAAGUGGAUUGUUUCUCCCCCUCAUCUAUUUGUCUCUGUUUGUGUGGUAAGUCGUUUCCUUUUCUUUUUGUCUGUGAGGAGGGAGGGAGGUCAAGCCAAUCAUCUCUCCCUUGCUCUCCACGUGGAGUCUGUCAUGUUGCUGCUCUCCCUCAACUCCUUGACUUUAUUUCUGUUUUAAUUUGUCAUUAAAUAAAUCUAUCUUUUUCAUA
Messenger RNA from Pleuronectes platessa (European plaice), 3488 nucleotides. It is a transcript of the gene siah1, whose product is annotated as siah E3 ubiquitin protein ligase 1. Lineage: Eukaryota; Metazoa; Chordata; Actinopteri; Pleuronectiformes; Pleuronectidae. The record is from RefSeq and is a predicted model, not a curated record. Gene Ontology annotation, molecular function: ubiquitin conjugating enzyme binding; ubiquitin protein ligase activity; zinc ion binding. The transcript is spliced from 6 exons. Gene Ontology annotation, biological process: multicellular organism development; proteasome-mediated ubiquitin-dependent protein catabolic process. Gene Ontology annotation, cellular component: cytoplasm. The coding region runs from base 654 to 1577 and encodes 307 amino acids.